AUGUUCACAAUAACAGACAGAGGGGCCGGCCAAGCGUAUAAAAGCGCGCAGAGAAAUGGCACAGAAGCAUCACGAUUUCACCUUCUCAGUAUCAAUUUCGAACCCUUAUUCGCUCCUGCUACCUUGCUGCUUUUCACGACAAUGUCGUCUUCUCCUAAAGUCAAAGUCGGUUUUGUUGGGUUAUCUUCCGUUGCAGGAUGGGCAUCUGAUGCCGUGGCCCCCUCGCUCUUGGCCCCCUCCGUCCGUGAGAAAUACGACAUCGUUGCCGUGUCUACAACAUCGGAAGCAACAGCAAAAGCGUCUGCCGAAAAAUACUCCAAAUCAGUUGGCCAUUCUCUCAAGACGUAUUACGGUGAUGCGUCGCAAAUCGCAUCCGAUCCUGAUGUAGAUUUGGUUGCGAUUACGGUGAAAGCACCCUAUCAUAAGGAGAUUGCGUUAAAGGCCAUUGAGGCCAAGAAGGACUUCUUUAUUGAGUGGCCGGCUGGUACUUCGACAAAGGAGACAGAAGAGAUUGCAGAGGCCGCCCGUCAACAAGGUGUGCGCUCCCUUGUUGGCCUACAAGGACGACACUCUGCAGUUAUCGACAGGGUAAAGGAGAUACUCGCCUCAGGCGUCAUUGGGAAUGUCAGGUCGACGAGUGUUCUUGCUCAUAUUCCGAGAGACGCCAACGUCCAUGCCCCAAACAGUAAAGAGAGUAACACUUACAUUUUGGAGAAGAAAAAUGGGGUAAACAUCUUAACAAUUGCCAUCGCACAUCAGCUCGAUACUCUCCAGCACGUCCUUGGCGAGUUUGCCAGCCUGACAGCAACAGAGGCCAAAUUUUAUCCAACUAUAACGAUUGUCACAGACGACGGUAAACCGACGGGAAAGACCUUCGAAGCACAAUGCGAAGACCACUUCUCUAUCACCGGAUUCCUCAAAACGGGAGUUUUUGCUAAUGUUUUCUGGCGCACAGGAUAUGCGUUGAAAGAAGGCCGUCACCAGUUUGUUUGGGAGAUCGAUGGCGAAGAGGGCAGUAUCAAGCUGCAAUCAGAUUUCUUGCUGGGUGCAUAUCCCAGCAUCUUCGAGCCCGAACUUUUCCUUAACGGCGAGAAGGUGGAAUCGGAGACGAAGGGAUUUGGUGCAAUAGUGGCCAUUGGGGCAGCUUGGACUCAAUUUGCAGACAAGAGUAAGGCAGGCACAUAUGCGACAAUUGACGACGCGGUCAAGCAUCAUCGCCUGAUCGAUGCCAUAGCAUUGAGUGCGAAGGAGGGAAAGCGAGUUACACUGUGA
Psilocybe cubensis is the source of this 1272-nucleotide messenger RNA. RefSeq lists its product as uncharacterized. Lineage: Eukaryota; Fungi; Basidiomycota; Agaricomycetes; Agaricales; Agrocybaceae. The transcript is spliced from 4 exons. The record is from RefSeq and is a predicted model, not a curated record. Gene Ontology annotation, molecular function: nucleotide binding. Bases 1 to 1272 code for a protein of 423 amino acids.